AUGGGAAUCAUUCUGCCGUUGUUAACGGUCCUUACUCUCAUUACAGCCGGGAUACUUGCGUCUGCUCAUGAGACUCUGGUUGUCUCGGUUAGUCUUUCUAUACUAGCAGGAUGGAUGACAUGGAAGACUCUUCCACAACUCAAACAGGCAUUUGUAAAUGCACGGCUAUGCGGAAUUGAUUUAUUAAAACGAGAAAAACCAGUAAUCCCUGAGACCAUGGGACUGCCGACAGCCAUUAUCUACUUAAUUACAAUGUUUGUGUUCAUGCCAUUUCCUUUCAUGGCAUGGUUUGGUGGAAAGACAGGACCUCAAGAUACAAAUAUGUCUGGUAUAUUUCCUCACCACAAGUUGGGUGAGAUUCUGUCAGCUAUUUUGGCCAUUCAGUCAAUGGUUCUCCUGGGUUUUGCAGACGAUGUUCUUGACGUUAGAUGGCGUUACAAGGUGUGGUUUCCUGCCCUUGCUGGUGCACCCCUUUUGAUUUUCUAUUACACGAACUGUGGUGUGACUGAUGUAGUCCUACCACUUCAAUUGAGACCUUACUUUGGAACAAAUAUACAUCUUGGGCCCCUUUACUAUGUUUACAUGGCCAUGUUGAUCAUAUUUUGUACCCAUAGUAUCAAUAUUUUGGCGGGUAUAAAUGGUAUCGAGGCAGGACAAUCUCUUGUAAUUGCUGUUUCGAUUAUUAUCAACGAUUCUCUCUAUCUUUUCAACAACCAAGAUCCAGCCAGUUUAGAGGCACAUUUGUUCAGUCUAUACUUUAUGCUUCCGUUUGCAGGGGUUACCAUAGCACUUCUCCUCCACAAUUGGUUUCCUGCAAAGGUAUUUGUGGGUGACACAUAUUGUUACUUUGCCGGUAUGACACUGGCUGUCGUCGGUAUCCUUGGUCACUUCUCCAAGACGCUUUUGCUCUUCUUUAUCCCCCAGAUCUUCAACUUUAUCUAUUCAUGUCCGCAGUUAUUCAAGGUGAUCGAGUGUCCUCGUCACCGCAUGCCUCGGUUUAAUCCCGAAACUGGGCUUCUCGAAUGUUCUACAGUAAUUUUGGAUGCCAAAAAACCGACCAGCAAACUGGGUCGCUUUGUCAUCAAAAUAUUCUACAGUCUAGGCCUAAUCAAGGCAUUCAAGUGUAGUAGUAAUGAGGAGGAUAAUGGUCGGGUGCUCGAGUGCAACAAUCUGACGAUUAUCAAUCUAAUCCUGGCUUAUUGUGGACCGAUGAGUGAACGCGAUACGGCGGUGAGCUUGUUGUGUAUCCAAUUCUUUGCAAGUGUAAUGGCCUUUUUCAUACGUUACAAACUUGUCGAAUAUGUGUACUAG
This is a messenger RNA of Phycomyces blakesleeanus NRRL 1555(-), 1311 nucleotides long. RefSeq lists its product as hypothetical. Gene Ontology annotation, molecular function: UDP-N-acetylglucosamine-dolichyl-phosphate N-acetylglucosaminephosphotransferase activity. Gene Ontology annotation, cellular component: membrane. Lineage: Eukaryota; Fungi; Mucoromycota; Mucoromycetes; Mucorales; Phycomycetaceae. The coding region runs from base 1 to 1311 and encodes 436 amino acids. The transcript has 5 exons. Gene Ontology annotation, biological process: dolichol-linked oligosaccharide biosynthetic process; protein N-linked glycosylation. The record is from RefSeq and is a predicted model, not a curated record.